This is a messenger RNA of Exophiala oligosperma, 1489 nucleotides long. RefSeq lists its product as uncharacterized. Gene Ontology annotation, biological process: transmembrane transport; intracellular zinc ion homeostasis; zinc ion transport. The transcript has a single exon. Gene Ontology annotation, molecular function: zinc ion transmembrane transporter activity. The record is from RefSeq and is a predicted model, not a curated record. The coding region runs from base 77 to 1489 and encodes 470 amino acids. Gene Ontology annotation, cellular component: Golgi apparatus; membrane. NCBI's taxonomy places the organism in Eukaryota, Fungi, Ascomycota, Eurotiomycetes, Chaetothyriales, Herpotrichiellaceae.
ACUCGAUAUUCGCCCAGCAUUCACUCGUACCUUGUUCCAGAGGCACAGGCCUCACCAGGAACUCCCAUCCUCCAACAUGGCCAACAACAUGCCACUCCCAAUCCCGCCUCGCACUCCUACCCCUGACCCAGAAGAACCCUCCUCACCCCAGAUUCUCGCUUCGACAGAUCCAGAGUUACAGUUUGACAAUAACAGUCUCUCACCUCUGCAUGCCGAAAGAGAAAACAUGAGCUCGUUGGGUGGAACACUGUCUUCGCCAGUCAGUCCGUUAAAACAACACACCAAUAAUGGUGUGGGACCUUUCAAUUUCCAGCCUUCGACCAUGGCCAAGUCACCAGUCAUAAAGUCCAAUAUCGGCCAGCGACGGGGUCACAAAUACAAACAUAGCAGUGUGUCGCAUCAGAUCUUUCUAGAGCCUCCUCCACGAGCACCCUUGGCCCUCCCGAAUUCUCUCCCCAUCCCUACGUUCGCAGAGUGCAGGGCAAGCAUGACGAAUGACCAGAAGGUCCGCUUCUACUGGAGCAUAUGUCAUAUGGCGGUGGCAGGGUAUACGGCGUGGAAUGCCCAUGGGUCGGCAGCAAUGGAGGCACUUUCGCAUCUGAUCUUUUACGAUUCAUUGGGUGCCCUCUUGUGUGUCUUGGUCGAGAUAUUCUCAAACUUCGAGGUGUGGGGGAGAUCGAGCGUCCGACAUCCGUUCGGACUGCAGCGCAUGGAGGUCAUUGCGGGAUUCGCCUUGUCUGUGCUGUUGAUCUUCUUUGGGUUCGACCUGAUAUCACACAACGCGAAACACGCCCUCGAAGGAAUCGGCCAUGAACCACACCAUCCACAUACCCACGCCCGUGUUACGACCGGCACGAUCGACCUGACCGCGUUGAUCGCGUUGGCGGCCACUCUUGUCUCGGCUGUCGGUUUGCAGAAUCACGCUCGCAUCGGGAAAGCCAUGAGAUUUGCAGCUAUGGAAAACCUGCCGUCGCUGUUGAGCAACCCGUCACAUUUUCUGACGCUGUCAUGUUCGGCCACCAUGCUGAUGCUCCCUUUGCUGUCCCUGCACACCUACGAAUGGGUGGAUAAGAUCCUCUCCCUGAGCAUAGCUUUGAGCAUGCUCUUUCUGGGUGUGCACCUGGGUCGCAACGUGGGGGCUAUGCUGUUGAUGUCACUUCCAUCGAGAUCCGCCGACGUUGCCGAGGUGGUCAAGGCCAUCGAAGCUCAACCGUCUGUCCGGAGCGUGGAACAAGCCAAGUUCUGGCAGGCACAUUAUGGCAUGGGCAUGGCAAAUCUGAGACUGAGAGUCAUUGGGACGGAAGAAAAUCUACUCAAACUCAGAGAAACAAUCUCCAGCAUUAUUAGGAAUCGGCUGAGUGGAGGAUAUGGGUCCGGGAGCAGUGGUCAGAAAUGGGAAGUCAGUGUUCAAUUCAAGGUUGACAACGACAGUGCCAUUUCUCAGAGUCAUGCUCACUUUUCACCCGGGCCGAGAUGGACUCCUACGUGA